Molecule: messenger RNA, 3216 nt
Organism: Diplodia corticola
Lineage: Eukaryota; Fungi; Ascomycota; Dothideomycetes; Botryosphaeriales; Botryosphaeriaceae
Product: purine nucleoside phosphorylase
Exons: 7
Coding region: 1-3216 (1071 amino acids)
Biological process (GO): nucleoside metabolic process
Cellular component (GO): cytoplasm
Molecular function (GO): purine-nucleoside phosphorylase activity
Source: RefSeq, a predicted model, not a curated record
AUGAGGCUUACCACGACAGUUGCGGCGUCUUUCGCCCUGCUUCAUCCAUCAGUGGCGUCAACCUCCCACCAUCUCGCUUCACCAUCACCACAACCACCGUUCCUCAACUUCUCAUCCCCAGCACCCUACAUCUUCUCCUCCACCAACGGCCUCCUCCAGCAAUGGUCCAACACCUUCUUCCCCAACGGCCACACCAUCGCCGCCUGCGACAUCCCCGCCCACACGCUCCUGUACCACGGCCGGCACGAUGCGGACUCGCCCGCAAGCCCGGAAUGGCUGGCCUUCGACGUCGAAAUGGCCUACGGCAUUAUGGGCAGCCUGUCGGACUCACGCAUGCUGACGUACCGUACCGCGCGCGCUGUCAAGUGCUUGUACUUUGACGGCAUGUCGGCGAACCUGAUGAGCGACGGUGUGGAAUCGCAGAUGACUUUCCUGUUUGGCGAUAGCGAGAGUGUGCCGUCUCGCCCGCCCCCAGGAAGGGGGCCACCGGGCAGAGGACCUCCGGGAAGAGGACCUCCGGGAAGAGGACCUCCGGGAAGAGGAGGACCACCAGGGCACCGAGGCCCGCAUCCAGACGAGGGACGCCGCGAUCCGGGAAAUCGUGAGGACGGACGACCCCCAUUUGGGCACUGGAAUCCUUUGGAUGAUGAAUACCUCCGCGCCGAAGGCUUGUGCAAGUGGAUCAAAGAGAAGGGUCUCGGAGGUCGAGGAUGGGGCUUCGAGGGUGUCGUGCGGAUGAACGCCGGUUUCGAGCUCAUAUGGUGCGACUUCGACUCGCCGUCGCUACGGCUCAUGGCGAACUUGAAUGUAUCGGCGCCGCGGAUCGAUAUGGGACAGCAGACCACGACCGAAGAGUACGUGCAAGAGCAGCUACUUAAUCUACCCGUUGACCAAACCACCCUGCAAAGGACGGGAGACGUCCACCAGUCGGAUUCUAAAGAAGGCCCACAUGGCCCGGGAAUGACUGACCCUAGAGAACCGUUCCGCGGCGUUGCGAACUGGAUGUGGUUUACCGCCGCUGCCCGACGGUACGGCUUCAGCGGCAGUUCUGGGACAGGCACUGGGCGUGGGGAAGCUCGCGCGAGAAUCGAUCCCUGCGGUAUUUUCACCUUCUAUGACCCCGACCUUGAAGAUCAGGACCGAGCGCGUAUCGAGGACGAGCGCGCAAAUCUGAACAUCUCCGCCGACGGAAGGUGGCACAGCCCAGCAGAUGUUGAGAGUCGAGCCGUUGCGCUCGAGCAGCUUUUGAGGCGAAGGCGCUCACACCGGCCUAAUCAUGUCAGUCAGGGCGAUGGAAAGUACAUGAAAGCUGCCGUCGAGCGGCGGAUGCGCUCUGUUGCUCAAGGCGGAGAACAAUCCCGCAAUGCUUCCUGCAGUGGGAUCGAUUGGCAACUCACGACGCAGGAGAUAGUCACUUACUACGGCGCGAAUAUUCGCAACCUUCUCCACACCCUCGAAAAAAUCCCCGAGUCAUCGGAGAAACGCUGGCUUACCGUCCGCAACUGGCUUGAAUCAGUUCGUGUGCUGACGCACUGGUUCAUGAUGCCGUUUCUGGAAUACCCGCGCGGACCUUACACCAAUGAGUCUUUGAAACUCGACUUUGCCUUUGAUUCUCCGGCCAUGCAAGAAGCAAUCGAAAGGUGCCAAAACCAAUAUGGCACUGAGGGCAUGUCGGAUCUUGCAGACGGCGAGAACAUACUCUCCUGGGCAGUCGACGAAACCCUGGGUAGCAUAUGCAGCGUUAUUUUCAAGGUAGGACUGCAGGUGGAGUAUGAAUGGCUGUCGAACUACAACCUGGACCCAGAGAAGCACAACGAUGAUCUCAGCGAGUACUCCGCUUUGAGUACGGGGAGAGAAUGGAGGAUGGCGAUUGAAGAGCUAAUGGCGUGGCUUGGGUGGGUGGAACAGUGGACUGGGUGUGAAGGCCCUUGCGGGCAAGGUCGGUCGACUGCUGGGCCAUUUGUGGCGGCAACGACUAAAGGGCCGGCGGGCGGCGUGGCUGCAAUGCGGCGGGCGGCGGUCUCCUCCGAACCAGGACCUCGUGGCGCGCAUCCCACCUUCCUUAUUGACUCAGCUCCAGCACUAGCUAGCCACUUUACCUCGGCGCCUUGGCCAGCCUUCUUAAGACUCCCCAAAGUCCUCACCGUCCUCUUCUACAGGAGGCCUGCUGCCACUCACUCGCAUCUCCCCAGAAUACCCUUGAAAUCCACCCCGCCGCCUACCCCGCCAUCAGCUAGCUCCCCCGCCAUGUCCUCCGACAACCUCAUUGCCGCUCCUGCCAGCGUGUACAAGCGCGCCAUCGAGACUGCCGAGUUCCUCAAGGCGAACGUGCCCGCCGAGCUGAACAGCCCCAAGGUCGCCAUCGUCUGCGGUUCUGGCCUCGGUGGCUUGGCCGAAACAAUCCACAAGGAGCCCGUUUACGCGACGCCCUACGCCAACAUCCCCAACUUUCCUCAGAGCACCGUCGCUGGUCAUGCGGGCAAGCUCAUCUUUGGCUUGAUUGGGCCCGCGAAGCUGCCCGUCGUUCUGCUCGUUGGCCGUGCCCACUUCUACGAGGGCCACGCCAUGGACAUGGUCACCUUUGCUACCCGCGUGUGCAAAGUCCUCGGCGUGGAAACAAUGAUCGUCACCAACGCCGCCGGUGGCCUCAACCCCGAAUACUCCGUCGGCGACAUCGUGUGCCUGAACGACCACCUCAACUUCGUCGGCCUCGCCGGUUUCCACUCCCUCCGUGGCCCCAACGCCGACGAGUUCGGCCCUCGUUUCCCGCCCCUCUCCGACGCCUACGACCUCGAGCUGCGCCAGCGCGUGCACAAGGCCUGGAAGAAGCUCGGCCUCGACAAGACCCCCCGGAACCUGCACGAGGGCACGUAUGCCUUCGUCACCGGCCCCAGUUAUGAAACGCGAGCCGAGUGUCGCUUGUUGCGCACCAUGGGCGCCGAUGUCGUGGGCAUGUCGACGGUGCCUGAGAUUGUCGUUGCGAGGCACUGCGGCAUCAGGGUUCUUGCGUUCAGCUUGGUUACCAACAAGGCCGUGCUCGAGGCUGGUCCUCGGGGCGACGACCCAAUCAUCCAAGACAUGAACAAGGCUGAACUGGAGGCCUACUUGAGCAAAGGCAAGGCGAAUCACGAAGAAGUUCUCGAAGCUGGCAAAGAGGCAGCGAAGGACAUGCAGGAGCUGGUGAAGCAGGUUCUAUCUGAUCUUGGCGCUGCAUAG